Pieris napi is the source of this 1675-nucleotide messenger RNA. RefSeq names its product heparan sulfate glucosamine 3-O-sulfotransferase 5 (gene Hs3st-A). The transcript is spliced from 9 exons. Lineage: Eukaryota; Metazoa; Arthropoda; Insecta; Lepidoptera; Pieridae. The coding region runs from base 347 to 1567 and encodes 406 amino acids. Gene Ontology annotation, molecular function: [heparan sulfate]-glucosamine 3-sulfotransferase activity. The record is from RefSeq and is a predicted model, not a curated record.
GGCGACUUCAGUCUUUCUUGGCGCACCGAAGUGGCCGCUCGGCCUCGAUACCAUCUAUGACAGCUGGCGAUCACAACCUUUAACACAACAAACGUAAAACCUAUGUAAGAAGCAUUGGACAACCUACUUCCAUGGAUUUUUAACAGUUAUACACCAAUAAAGGAAUUAAACAUCGCGUGUGAACAUUGUAUUAAGACUUGUUGUGUCAUGUGAGAUUGUACAAAAGCUGUAUUGCAUUCGAGGCUUUCAUAGCGGUAGAGCGAGGUGCGCUGUGGAAUAUGUUCUCUUUCAGAUACAAUGAAGAUAACGUAGGUAUAAGGGAGGAGAAUGUAGACACGUAAGGAGUAUGAUAAAUGGAGGUUCCAUGGAGUCGCGUGGGCACGUAAGCCAGGCCCUGCCUACCAAAUACCGCGCUGACUAUAAAAGCUGCUCGCAGUCACUCCCGCUUGAUAUUCUAUGGUUACCUCGUUCGGCGUUUCGACCAGCAGACGGCGAGCUGGCGGACUGUGUUCUUGUGGUGGGAGUGUCGCGGCCGAAGUUAGCCGCGGCCCUCCUAUCCGUCACUCUGCUUUCUCUCUUUCUCACAUUCCACGUAUUAUAUGACAGUGCACUGUAUAGUAUUCAGGCCGCAAGUAUUGCUUCAGCCGCCAGCGAAGGUCGAAAAAUAUUACAAAAUCAAGAGAGCAGUCGGACAAUAAGCCAUCCUAUGGCUUUAAGGAAACGGUUGAAAAUUCCACGAGCGCCUCGACCCGUUCGUAGACUACCCCAGGCCCUUAUUAUCGGAGUGCGCAAAUGCGGAACGCGUGCAUUACUUGAAAUGCUUUACCUCCAUCCGAUGGUGCAGAAGGCUUCAGGGGAGGUCCAUUUCUUCGAUCGUGACGAGAAUUACGCUCUGGGUCUCGAAUGGUACAGGAGUAAGAUGCCUCUGUCCUUCAAAGGACAGAUAACGAUUGAAAAAAGCCCGAGCUAUUUUGUUACUCCGGAGGUCCCAGAGCGCGUUCGAGCGAUGAACUCAUCCGUACGUCUCUUACUGAUAGUCCGAGAGCCAGUCACUCGGGCGAUAUCUGAUUACACUCAACUGCGAAGUCGCGCGACUCCUUCUGCGCCAGCCUUAUUCUCUCCGGGCCAUCCUCUACCGGACGCCGCGAAACCUUUCGAGCAUCUCGCUAUAACACCGGAUGGAGCUAUUAAUGUUGCUUACAGGCCCAUUGCAAUAUCUCUUUAUCACGCGUACUUACACCGAUGGCUGGAGGUAUUCCCUCGUGAGCAAAUAUUGGUUGUGAAUGGCGAUCAGCUGAUUGAAGAUCCUGUACCUCAACUUCGACGGAUCGAAAAAUUCUUGGGCCUUGAGCAUAAAAUAGGUAGAAAAAACUUCUAUUUUAACGAAACAAAAGGGUUCUACUGCCUACGAAAUGAUACGACGGAUAAAUGCCUUCGUGAGACAAAGGGCAGAAAGCACCCAAGGGUAGACCCAGCUGUUGUCACGAAGCUUCGAAAAUUCUUCGUUCAACAUAAUCAAAGGUUUUAUGACCUCGUGGGCGAAGAUCUGGGUUGGCCCGAAGAUUAAUUAUAGUUACUAUUUUAAGAUGGAAGUGCCUCUAUGCUGCAUUUACAUGCGAGUCAAUUGUCCAGACAAUUAAGUGUCUAUUACAUGCUGCAAUAUGCUUAAGAAGGU